Molecule: messenger RNA, 2460 nt
Organism: Asparagus officinalis (garden asparagus)
Lineage: Eukaryota; Viridiplantae; Streptophyta; Magnoliopsida; Asparagales; Asparagaceae
Exons: 3
Coding region: 1-2460 (819 amino acids)
Source: RefSeq, a predicted model, not a curated record
AUGGAGAAAAAAAAGAAGAAAUCGAUGAUGGAAAUCCUCAGAUCUACUGAUUCCCUAGCUGAUCCUCCUCUUCCUCAGGCCAAUUCUCAGAUUGGUGUUAGAUCUCGAAAUCUCUGUAAGUCUCAAAGUUCUUCUAAUGGUGCUGGUAGUUGUUCUAGGGUCUCUUGGGCUGAUGAGGUGGAAUCUCCUAGAUCUCCUAUGUCUCAUCUCUUUUCUAUUGAUUCCAUGAAGAAAACUAGCUCUGAUUCUUCGAUUUUAAUUUCUGAUAAAAAUACUGUUCCAUUGAAACCUGUGGAGUUUACUGUGGAAGAGGUUUGUACUGAACUUAAAGAUAAUUCCUCCCCUUCAGUUCCUCUUAAAGAGAGUUCUGGGAUACCAAUUUCAAUUAAUGCAAAUGAUAAACAAGAUUUGGCCCCUGCUGGAAAUGUAUCAAGAAGCUGGUCCAGCUUAUUUGCUGAUAACAGGAAACCUGGUAGGGGUUUGGAUUUGUCCUAUGUUCCCCCUGAGACAAAAGACAUUGUGAUGUUUGGAAAUGAUGAGUGGAAUGAAGGUAUAUCAUCUUGGCAAUUCUCUCUUAUUGGUCAGGUUCUGGGGCUUACUGUCAAAUUUAAGGCUAUGGAGACUUUCGUGCAGAAAACUUGGUCUCAUUUAAAUGCUCCUGAAGUUUGCCUUUUAAAAGCUGGUAUCUUCUUGUUUAAAUUUAAGAGCAAAGAUGAAAUGUGUGAAAUUCUUGAAAAUGGACCAUGGUUUUUUGGGUCUAGGCAUUUUCUAUUAAAACCUUGGUCUAUUGAUGAGGGUAUUGAUAAGAUAAAGGAUUGUAUAUAUCCUAUGUGGAUCCAAUUGCCAGGUUUAAGAUUGAAUUUGUGGAAUGCUAAUGCAAUUAGUAAAAUUGUAAGUGUUGUGGGUAGACCUAUUACUACUGACAAACUUACUGCAAAUAAGCAAAUGUUAGCUUAUGCAAGGGUCCUUGUUGAAGUGACUUUUCCUUCCUCUCUCCCUGAUCAAAUCUCUAUACAGGGGCCAAAUGGUAAACAAUUUUCCCAAAAAGUGAAUUAUGAAUUGAAACCUAGAUGGUGUGAAUUUUGCAACCAAGUGGGACAUGAAUCCAGCUACUGUAAGAGAAAAUCCAGGACUGAAAGAUGGGUUCCUAAGGCUGCUGUACCAGUUAAUCUGAAUCAGAAGGUUGUUGUGCAGAAUAGCAAGAACAAUGAAGAGUUCAGGCCUGCUUCUGGGGCUCAUGGAAAUAAAAUUUCUGAAAUUUCUAGUUAUGCUGGUCAAGAUAGGAUACCUGUUUUUGAUGGUGAAAAUGUGGGUAUCAGCAAUGACAAUCUAUCUCAGGAACCUGGUCAGCAUAUUAUACACAUUCAAGAAUCUGAUCCUGAGAUAAAUCCUUCAAAAGGAAAAGGUAUAUUACAGGAUGAAUCUGGGAAUAACAAGGACAAUGUAGAGCUCAGGACUGUGCAUGUUGUGCACGUUUCUGGUUCUAAUGUAGAUCAUGUAAGUUCUGACACUGCUAAAAAUCCUUGGUCCUUUGUUCAAGGAAAUGGCUCUAAAAAGGCAGUUCCUCAUCUUUCAUUUCUUGCUCUUCUUGAAACUAAAGUCAAGGGUUCAAAUUUGUCUAUUACUGCAAAGAAAAUUGAGAAAAACUGGCAGUGGCUAUCUAAUGUGGGUAACACAGGAAAAGCUAGGAUCCUUGUUAUGUGGGAUCCAUGUAUUUUGGAUGUUCAAGUUGUUAAGUUUUCUGAACAGCAUAUCUCUUGCUCUGUAAAAUCUGUUGAUGGUAAAUUUGAUUGUUUCAUCUCAUCUAUAUAUGGCUUCAAUCAUUUGGAGGCUAGACAAGAUUUGUGGCUUGAUCUCUGCCAUCUUCACCAAAAUUUGGGGAAUUAUCCUUGGCUACUGUGUGGAGAUUUUAACACAAUGAUUAACAAUGAAGAAAAGCUAGGUGGGGUUGCUUUAACUACAGUUGAUACAAGUGAUUUUAACUCCUUCAUUGAAGAUUGCCAACUCAGUCACCUGAAAACUCUGGGUUGCUUCUAUACUUGGAGUAAUAAACAGCCAGGUUUAUCUGACCAUUCCCCUGCUUUUGUUUCAAUCUAUGAUGAUUGUGUUCAAGGAAAAAAGCCUUUUAAGUUUUUUAAAAUGUGGACAAAGCACCCUAGCUUCAUUCCUAUAGUUUCAAAAACCUGGCAGUCUUCUGUUGAAGGUUACAAAAUGUACUCUGUCAGCACAAAGCUCAAGCUGCUUAAGAGUAAUCUGAAGGAGUUAAAUAAGAAACAUUUUUACAAUAUCUCUGAGCAAGUCCAAAGAGCCAGAGUAGCACUUGAAGAAGUUCAGAGGAACCUUCAUGCAGAUCCUUUCAACUCUUCUCUCAUGAUACAGGAAAAGGAUUUUUUAUCAUCCUAUAAGAGAUUAUUAGACUGUGAACUAUCAUUUUAUCAACAAAAGGCUAGAAUAGCCUAG